AUGAACCUCACCAUUGAAACCUUGACUAGAAAUAAUUUUAAGAAGUGGAAGAAUGACCUAGAAAUUUAUCUAGGUGUGUGGGAUUUAGACUUAGCUCUCAAAGAACCCAGACCAGUUAUUGUGACCACCAGUACUAGAGUUGAAAAAGACAAAGCAGAAAAAUGGGACAAAGAUAAUAGAUUGAACCUAAAAAUUAUGCAAAAAGCUAUGACAGAAACAACAAGGGGAGAGAUUCCAGUGUGUAAAACAGCUACAAAGUAUCUUGAGGCUAUAGAGGAGAAAUAUAAAGAGAGUGAUAAAGCCGAAACAGUAAACCAUUUGAAUUCUCUAAUGACCUUGAAAUUUGAUGGAGUUAGUAGUGUUAGGGAGCACUGCUUGAAGAUGAUAGAUGUAGCCAACAAACUGAAAGCAUUGGAGUCCCCUAUAGCUGAUCCUAUGCUAGUACACAUGAUCCUGAUGUCUCUGCCUCCUCAGUAUAGUCAGCUUAUCACAACUUACAACACUCAAAGGGAAAAAUGGAGUAUAAAUGAGUUGAUUUCGAUUUGUGUGCAAGAAGAGAGUAGGAUCAAGAAAGAAAAGGGAAAAGGUGUGGCUACUGUAAACCUAGUGAAUAAAGAGGAAACCAAAACUGUUCGCCAAAAGAAGUCUUCUAAUUCAUCAAAGAAAUUUCCAUAA
Molecule: messenger RNA, 675 nt
Organism: Rosa chinensis
Lineage: Eukaryota; Viridiplantae; Streptophyta; Magnoliopsida; Rosales; Rosaceae
Exons: 1
Coding region: 1-675 (224 amino acids)
Source: RefSeq, a predicted model, not a curated record